AGAGAGAGAGAGAGAGAGAGAGAGAGAGAGAGAGAGAGAGAGAAUUGGAAGAAGCCAUGCAGAGAGUGAAGCAGCCCAGCGACGAUGCUUGAUGAACUGAACCGCUGACCACGAGAAACUCUUUCUUCCACUUUGAGUGAUCUCCAGAGGGACCACGGAAUCAGACAGGACAGUCCAGAGGAGGAAGACAUCAACUCAUCCUCCCAGCUGACGGGCAACAAAAAAGAGAAAACCCAGCACGGGACGUGGAAAAGAAAAGAUAAGAGAGGUGGAGAAAGAGGACAGUUCUACAAAUGUCAGUUAAAGCAGAGAGGCAGAGGGAGAUGCUCAGAGGGACCAGAUAGUGAAGAGAAAAGUCAAACAAGUAGCAGGUGUGCCCACAAGGACUCCUGUAACGAAAAGAAAAAAGAAAAAGAAGGGGCAACGCACCAGAGUGGUCCAGUUAAAAAGCCGUCACAAGUCAAGCAGUGAAGGAAAGAGCAGAUAGAGUGCAGAGGGACUGAGCUAUAGAGAAGGAUGGCCAACUCAGGUCUCCAGUUGUUGGGUUACUUUCUGGCGUUGGGCGGCUGGAUCGGCAUCAUCUCCACCACCGCCUUGCCGCAGUGGAAGCAGUCGUCGUACGCCGGCGAUGCCAUCAUCACAGCAGUGGGUCUGUACGAGGGGCUGUGGAUGAGCUGUGCCUCGCAGAGUACCGGACAGGUGCAGUGCAAGAUCUUUGACUCCAUGCUCUCGCUGGACAUCCACAUCCAGACUUGCCGGGCCCUCAUGGUGGUGUCGGUGCUGCUGGGCUUUAUCGGCAUCAUCGUCAGCGUGGUGGGCAUGAAGUGCACUAAGGUGGGAGACAACAAUCCGGCCACCAAGACCCGCAUCGCUGUGACCGGAGGAGCUCUCUUCCUGCUUGCAGGUCUAUGCACACUGGUGUCUGUGUCCUGGUAUGCCACUCAGGUGUCCUAUCAGUUCUUCAACCCAAAUACGCCGCCCAACGCCAGGUAUGAAUUCGGCUCGGCCCUGUUCGUGGGCUGGGCAGCAGCCAGUCUGACGGUUCUGGGCGGCUCCUUGCUGUGCUGCUCCUGCUCCAAAGACGACAUGCGAGGGCAACAAUAUUACCGCCAAUCACAGCCUUCCACAGCCAGGGAGGCAGAGUUGUUGAGUGAAACUAGUUUUCCUGACUGAUCAGCCCCCGCCUUUUUAUCGAGGACUGUCCGACUGUCCAUCCUCUUGUCUCCCCUCCUUCUGUUUUCCCUUUAUGACCCCAAAUUUGACCCCAGUUUCUCAGUACUACACCUGCACCUUAUCAUUUUUAUUGGGAACCAAGAUGUACUGUCUCCUCCUAUUCUGCCCCACCUUCUGAGCCUUUUCUGUAAAUAUGGACUCAUGCAGGAUAUGUGAUCAGACUCUUUCUUUAUCACACCACCCACAUGCCCCAUUAGUUCCCAAUUAUUGGCCCAAAAGUUAACAAUGAGUUGAAACGCAUGGGUUUUGUUGUGCUGAUUUUAUGAUUUGACUUAUAUCCUAUGACCUCUGGGUGUUGUUGUAAAUGUGUCUUUUGGGUUUAUUUUGUUCUCUGUGACUGUACUUUGACUGAAACAUGUCUUUUUUUCCCUUUUGAAUUGCAGACCAAAUGUUAAAAGUACCCCACCAGAGAAAAGGGAGCAGUACUUGUAGUUUGGGAGAGUCUUCUGGCCUUACCAUGGUUUAGAUUCUGUCAACAGACAAAACCCUCUCACUGGGGAAUUCAAAACAGACAAGAAAGAAUUUAUAACCUUCCAAGCACAUUUCCAACACAAAUUAGUAGUCUUUGUUGUAGUUAAAGAAAUGUUUGGGGAGGUUUCUAUGAAUAUGAUGUUUUAGGGGGAUCGAGAAAAAUGAUAUCUCUCUCUUGUCUGUGUUGUUGACUUUGGGAGAGACAGUCAUUCAGGGUAUGUUUUCUAUAACAUGUUAAAAUGCCCGGGUGUAUAUACCACCUACUCUAUUCUUUUUUUAUUUUUAUUUUUACUACAUAUAUAAUGUUUUACUACAGUGCCUUAUAACACGUUUGUGCACAUGUAUGUUCUCGACUACAUGGAUUCUCUAUAGUCUCCCGUCUGAGGGAUCCACAGUUCCUCUGCCAGCAGUUCUGUCUGCCUUUUUUCUAUUGUUGGAUUUCCGAAAAAUGAAUGUGAAGCUACUCUGCAGUACCACUUAUAAAACAACAAAGACAUACAUACACGAUAGAUCUUCUGAAUAAUGUCUUACGCCACGGUUUGUAGGAAGCCGUGUGCUUGUUUCCUAGUAACCUGGAUUGAGGAUAUACCAAGUACAUUAAUUUUGUUUUGUUAAGUGCCAAUAUGAUUUUGUGUGAAUGACAGAGUCGCUGUAUUAUUGGCUCUAAAGGAUGUACUGUACUGUGUGCUGUCUCCUGUACUAAGGAAUGCCAGUUUGCUGAGUGUUCAAAUGCCCCUCUGAUGCCUGCAUUUAUUUACCAUGCCAUUCCUGUCUCUAAUAUUUACCUCCUCCAUGUUGUGUAUCAUCUCAUUUACAGUAUACCCCUUGUCUGUUUCUUUUAGAAUGAAGUAAACAGAGACAUAAAAAUGGA
Messenger RNA from Amphiprion ocellaris (clown anemonefish), 2575 nucleotides. RefSeq names its product claudin 19 (gene cldn19). Gene Ontology annotation, cellular component: plasma membrane; bicellular tight junction. Gene Ontology annotation, biological process: bicellular tight junction assembly; cell adhesion. The transcript has 5 exons. Gene Ontology annotation, molecular function: structural molecule activity. The record is from RefSeq and is a predicted model, not a curated record. The coding region runs from base 517 to 1173 and encodes 218 amino acids. Lineage: Eukaryota; Metazoa; Chordata; Actinopteri; Pomacentridae.